Penicillium argentinense is the source of this 1035-nucleotide messenger RNA. RefSeq names its product sterol desaturase family protein. Gene Ontology annotation, molecular function: C-4 methylsterol oxidase activity; iron ion binding. The coding region runs from base 1 to 1035 and encodes 344 amino acids. The record is from RefSeq and is a predicted model, not a curated record. The transcript is spliced from 2 exons. Gene Ontology annotation, biological process: ergosterol biosynthetic process. Lineage: Eukaryota; Fungi; Ascomycota; Eurotiomycetes; Eurotiales; Aspergillaceae.
AUGCUUGACGCCCUGUUCUCGAUCCCCUUCCUGUCCCUCAUUCUAGUUCCGGUGGUGUCAUCGUACAGCACCAGUCUCAACCUCCUCUUCUUCUAUAUGACAUGGACGACCCUCGUACUAUCGCAUCCCCCGCUCCGUGUAGAGCUUUUCGGUACCGCGGCCGUCCGAAUAUUAUUCUUCGCGCUACCCUCGCUCCUCUUCUUCCUGUUCGACGUUCUCACUCCAUCUGCGGCGGUGGUUAUUAAGGCCCAGGGCGAGAGCGGUCUUCCUGGGGGCAAAAGGCGGCGCAACAUUCGGCUCAAGGAGUUCAAGGUCGCGGGAUGGGCAUUUUUCAAUGUAUGCCUCGGUAUCGCUGCUCAGGCGGCCAUCGAGACAUUGCUGGUUCGAGGACUGGGCUGGCGCAGUGCUAUAAGGGUCUCGAUGAAGCUACCCAUGCCGUGGGAGAUGGUUAAGGACAUGCUUCGUGGGCUAUUGGGUCGAGAGAUUCUUACCUACGUCCUGCAUCGUUACAUCCUACAUCAUUCCAGAUCUUCGAUUCUCGCAUCGCGCCAUAGAUCCUGGUUCCACAGCCUCGACAGCCCCUACCCGUUGACUGCGCACUACGAUCACCCGCUCGCCUACCUAGUCGGCAGAUUUCUUCCGACCUAUAUUCUGGCUAUGUUCUUCCGCUUUCACAUGCUCACCUACAUGAUGUAUUUGACAUUUAUUUCCCUCGAAGAGACAUUCGUCUACUCCGGAUACACAGUCAUGCCGACAACCUUUUUCCUAGGCGGAAUUGCGCGUCGCACGGAGAUGCAUUUGAUCACCGAUGGCGAAGGCAAUUUUGGGCCUUGGGGCGUUCUGGAUUGGGUCUGCGGAACGACGGUUGGCGACUCGAAUAUCGAGGACGAUCUCGUCGAUGAGCUAGAAGAGCAUGAGGUUGAUGAGAAGGUGAGGAAAGCUCUGGAGGCUUCGAAGCGAAAGAUUAGGGAGGGGACUUUGCGGAGAAAUACGGGUGCGCCGCGGAGUUCACGCAGGAAAAUCGGCAAUGCAUGA